Molecule: messenger RNA, 3595 nt
Organism: Anopheles coustani
Lineage: Eukaryota; Metazoa; Arthropoda; Insecta; Diptera; Culicidae
Gene: Invadolysin
Product: leishmanolysin-like peptidase
Exons: 7
Coding region: 674-2854 (726 amino acids)
Biological process (GO): cell adhesion; proteolysis
Cellular component (GO): cytoplasm; membrane
Molecular function (GO): metalloendopeptidase activity
Source: RefSeq, a predicted model, not a curated record
GAAAUGGUGCUGAUAAAAAUCAAUCUGAGGAAAAAAUCGUUGCACCAGAUCGAAGAUGUGUUCACGCGUUAGCAGUGGCGGGGUGGCCACUACUUCGGCCUUUGGAAGAGGUGGAAUAAAAGUUGUCCAUUCGCUGGAAACCGCUUUCAGUUCGGUUUAUGCAAUCGAGGCGCUCGGUGGUGUAGAGCUGGUUCGCUUAUUGAACGCGGCUUCUGACAGAGUCGAACACGAUCCGGUGGUGUCCAAGGUGCUCCUUCGCGUGCAAUCCGUGUAACCUUUUGGAGGGGCGGUGUAUCCCAAAAGGUCUCCCAACCCUACAUCCGUUCUGUAUGUGGACUGUGUGGAGUGUCCAGGGCUUGUGUUUGUGCGGGAUCCAGUGUGUCCUUGUUCGCGUCGCCGGAAAGUGAGAGUUUCCCUGCAAUUGGGUCACAGUGCUCGGCGCGAUUGGAAAGGUGGAAGGGCGGUCGAAUUUUCCUUUCAUUAUGUUCUAAGCGAAUCGACCACAAAAUCUUCGCCGUGCGCGGAAAGGAAGUCGCAUGAAAUAAAACACCCUCCGCUGGUGGUCGAUUCGCAAACGGCAAGAUUGUUGGAAAGUGGCUACUCAAACCCUAUCCCCCUUUAUGGUUGCGGCCUAGAUGGUAUUCCUGUUACGGUGAAAUUAUUCAAGCAUCAAAUGUCAGUCCAGCCGUCCAACUGGGCGCCGGUGGUAACACCUUCGAAAGGGGCUGCGAAUAUGCGGCAACGGAGUAGUAAAAUCAAUAAACGUGAAAAUAGGAGACGGAAAGGCGACCAGCGGAGGUGCGGGCAGCUGUGUCCUGUAGCCGUACCAGCAGGAUACGAACGCUGGCAAUGGUGCAUGGCUGCGUUGUGCCUCUUGUCGCUUGUCGGCAGCACGCUAGCCCUGGCCACUUCCGGGCACGAAGGGCACUGCAAACAUCAGCAUCCGAAGGCGCACGAGGUAAUUCACGGCGUGCAGCUGGAACCGCAUCAUGUGAUCCGAAAACGCAGCAUCGAUCAACCACUUCGCAUCCUGAUCGUCUACGAUGAGUCUGUCUAUCGAUUGGAUACUGAUAAGUUUUCCCUUAUUAAUAACACCAUACUUCCGGAAGCGGUCCGGUUUUGGGAGCAAGCCCUCAUGGUGCGCCAGACGAAGGAAAUCAUAAGACUAAAUCGAAAGUGUGAAAGCAGCCAGGUGUUCGUGAAGAACUCGAUGACCUACUGCAUCGAUUCGUGCAAACCGAUCACACUAUGCGGCGAGGUCCAAGUACCACCAGAUCAUCUCGAUGUUUGUCGGGUUUGUAAUUCUACCGGGCAGGAUUGUCACGAGGAUCCCAACACGACGGCCGGAUCGGGCAUAUCGAAUGCAGACUUUGUGUUCUACGUAUCCGCGCUGCAGUCAGAACGGUGCCACAAGGGACUGACCGUCGCGUACGCCGCUCAUUGUCAACAGGAAGCCGGUCUCGAUCGACCCAUCGCCGGUCAUGCGAAUCUCUGUCCGGACAGUAUCAGCACGAAACCGCAGGAACUGCAGACACUGCUCUCGACGGUGAAGCACGAAAUUUUGCACGCACUCGGAUUUUCGGUCAGUCUGUAUGCCUUCUUCCGGAAUGACGAUGGUUCGCCAAGGACUCCCCGGAAGCCAGACACUGGGAAACCGUAUUUAAAUGAAAAGUUCCAAAUCCACCAAUGGAGCGAUGAAACGAUCCGGAAGGUCGUCCGUACCGAUUGGGCCGUCCGGGAUGGUACGAUCAACCGGACGAUCGAUAUGUUCGUGACGCCGCGUGUUGUCAAGGAAGUGCGCGAUCACUUUAGCUGCCAGAAGCUCGAAGGUGCUGAACUGGAGGAUCAGGGUGGCGAGGGAACGGCGUUAACGCAUUGGGAAAAGCGUGUACUGGAAAACGAAGCAAUGACGGGAACGCAUACGCAAAGUUCUGCCUUCUCACGCAUCACACUAGCCCUGAUGGAGGAUUCCGGAUGGUAUCGGGCCAACUACAGCAUGGCGUCGCCCCUAACGUGGGGCCGCAAUUUGGGAUGUAAUUUUGCCAUGCGCAGCUGUAAGGAGUGGAUUACGUCUAAUACGCUGAAGGGUCGCUCCAUACAUCCCUUCUGCGCUAAAGUGAAGCGGGAUCCACUUCAAACGGAAUGCACCGACGAUCGCAGCUCGGUUGCACUGUGCAACCUGGUGCGCCACGUAACACCACUGCCAACGCAAUACCAAAACUUCGAUUCCCUCGCACACGUACCAGUCGGAGAGGAAGGUUUCUACGGUGGAUCAGUGUCUUUGGCUGAUCACUGUCCUUACAUCCAGGAGUUCACAUGGCGCAGCAAAAACGUGGUCGUGCGUGGAUCGCAGUGUCAGUUCGAGGACAACAAUCCUAAACCGGAGAAAAAUUUUGCCCUGGAAUCGUACGGCCCCAAUUCGAAGUGUUUCGACCACAGCGAGAACAUGUGGGAGGAACGAUCCUGCCGACAGACCCGCGAAUGGCAACAUUGGGGCUCCGGUUGCUAUCAGUAUCGCUGUGAUCACGGACGCCUGCAUAUUAUGAUUGCAAACAAAUCGUACGAGUGCUUCUUCGCCGGUCAGAAGCUAAACGUUCAGCUUAUGGCCGAAGGGUGGCUACAUCGAGGUGCCGUUAUCUGUCCCUCCUGUAAGGACGUCUGCAACAGUGUGUUCGAGCGACGUGGCGAACGGUGUAAGGUGAGCGAGGACGCCCCACCGGAUAGCUUCUAUCCUAGGGACGAGCUGAGAUGUAGCGGAGCAUCAAAGCUUCAUCACCGCAGUUUCCUAUCCCGUUUUGUGCUGCUGACGAUGACCUUCACAGCCAGUGCGUACGUUUCGCGGCUGUACAGCUAAUCAAUGUUUCCUAUGCACCGAUCGCCGAUGCUGUGCAUCGUGCGCAAUAGGAUGGAUAGAAAACAACCAUUUCAUGUAUGUGAUAAUAUCAGUGAGGUGUUCGAUUUGACUACGACCCUAAGAGAAUGUUUCCGUUGUACAUAGUAAGUCAGGACAUCAUAGUUAACCUAGGCUAGGGUACCUUUCCAGGAGGUAUUUGAAACGAUUUCCGGCACAAGUACGUUUGAGAAGUAGUUAAAGAACUAAAUCAAUCAUCCCAUCUCUCAGAAGAAGAUUCUGCAGUACCAAUAACCGGGUUUUUUUUCUGUAAAUAAGUAAUUAUUUGGAAAGAUGCAACGAUUUACGGUGUAUUUCUCAUCUCGUUUAUUAAGGUGCAAUUUCAAAUUUAAUUCUCGGUCACAACAUUCCAAAACACGAUGUGGGUAAUUUAUUUAGUAUGGUUUUAUUGGCCUUUAUUAUCAGUCAAUUUUACCACUAUCGAAUAGAUCAAAUAGAUUUAUUGAAAGAUGGAGGGCUAAGCUAAUGUAGGUAUAAUAAGAAGAGCAAAAAAACACACAGACCUUAGGCCAUAUGCAAUACAGUGAUCCCAGGCUUCACUGCAUGCUUACAAUUGUCUCUACGAAACGUGAUGAUAGGCACAGUAGGACUGAAGGAAAUUAAAAAAUCACAAAACUGCCAAAGUCAUUCGUUUGAGUUAAUGAAUUAAAUUCGUUUUUGUUUUUAAAUAAAAUCACAACUGUC